Molecule: messenger RNA, 246 nt
Organism: Sporothrix schenckii 1099-18
Lineage: Eukaryota; Fungi; Ascomycota; Sordariomycetes; Ophiostomatales; Ophiostomataceae
Exons: 1
Coding region: 1-246 (81 amino acids)
Source: RefSeq, a predicted model, not a curated record
AUGCGCCAAAGGCGACCCGUAAACAUUGCGGUGGAUGCGCCUAUGCGGCAAGAAUUGACCGGUACUGGGGUGUAUCCUCCAAUACCACCCAUUCGCAUGGAGCGGGCUGAAUAUCCUUCUGAAAUGGCUUCGUGGUCUUCGUUCUUGGGGGAUGACAGCAGCCUUGUGACCUACGCAGCCUGGGGCGUCGAUGGAGGCGUGCGUACGUACGAGAAGCGGUUUGAGGUUGCUGUGGCGCAGCCCUGA